CGGUGUUAAAUAUCACUAAGUUCAAUAUCGCAAUAUAAAGCUUUAGUGUGUUAAAUAUGACGGAUUUCGGUAUCACUAUAUUUCGUAUCGCUGGGCUCAGUGGCCGAUUCAGUAUCGCCCAUCCUGUAGUGUAAUACGGAAGUUUCUGCCUUUCCUCGUCUACCUUUCUAAUCUCUUUCCCUCCUCCGCGUGUGUUUGCACAUGUUUAUGUCCGGAUUUCAGCGCUGUGCUCACAGCACAUACACACAAACACACACACACACACACACUGAGCACUGACCAAGAUGACUUUGAAAUGGCUUUAAACACUGGACCUCAGGCCUUGCUGACUAUCUCACUCUUGUUUAUAAGACCUUGAUCACCUCCCCUUCUCUCACACACACGUGCAAAAUCCUCCGCAUGGAACCCAGUACAGGAUCUAAAAAGACAGUAUGGGGUAACCUGCGCCAAAGAGCCAAGCCGUUGAUUCACUACGUCCGCGGCAACAGCCAAAGACACAUAAAGUCGCAGGUUAGACCAGAGCGAGUUUUGGAACAUAGGACGAGUUCUUCAGUGCCAAGUUCCCCGUCCCUACCAGCCCACCACCCCCUUGUCCUUCGUGCCUCCACACCUGUCAGUCAGGCCAUGUUAGAAACAGGGGGUGGAGCUCAGUGUUCUGAUUCGGCAGCUGGGCCCGCAGACUUAUCUGGCUGGAUUCCUCAGGACCUCGUGGACGGUGGUCUUGAUGAGGAGCAGGACUUCUUGGAUGCUGUAGAAGAUAUGGAUCACCAACCAGAGAACUCAAUCGAGAGGCAAAGGGGUGAGAGCCAUGACACUGAUUCUUUCCAUGACCCUGAACACCAUGCAGUCCUGGAUAUGGCCGGGGAGAGUGGGAGUGUCUGUGAGAAUCAUAAGGAACCGCAGAAGUCCUACCUGCUCUCCAUUAACCUGAAAGAGGGACGGGGCCUUGUAAUCAGAGACCGCUGUGGUACAAGUGACCCAUACGUGAAAUUCAAGCUCGAAGGAAAGACGUUGUACAAAAGCAAAGUGAUUUAUAAGAAUCUCAACCCAACCUGGAAUGAGUUUUUCUCCUUCCCCAUCCGUGACCUACAAAAGAAACUGCACAUCAAGGUCUAUGAUCGAGAUCUGACCACAGAUGACUUCAUGGGCUCCAGCAGCGUGCUCCUAAGUGAACUAGAGCAUGAAAAGACGACAGAAAUGGUGCUACAUCUUGCUGACCCCAACAGUCUGGAAGCUGAUAUGGGCGUGAUUAUUAUUGAUAUUAGUCUAUCAGUCAGAGACGGAGAAAACAGACGAAAUAGGUGGGUUCAGAAGAGAAAACGAAGUAUGAGGGCAACCUCAUCUCCACAGACACGGCGUCUUGCUGAUACUUUAAAGAAGAGCCAGCUGUGGUCUGGAGUCCUGAGCAUCACACUGGUGGAGGGACGAAAUCUACCUGACGACGGACCAGGAGACGUGUUUGUUCGUUUUAAACUUGGAGAGCAGAAAUACAAAAGCAAGAGUCAAUGCAAAAAGUCCAACCCUCAAUGGAGAGAGAGGUUCGACUUCAACCAGUUCCUUGACGGUUCAAACUUUCUGGAGAUAAGCGUCUGGGCCAAAGAAGGCCGGAGAUACGAGGAAUGUUUUGGACAGUGUGAAGUUGACGUGUCUGCAUUGAAGGUGAGCAAAAGUCAGUUGUUCACAUGUAUCUUGGACCAGGGUCGAGGCAAAGUGAUUUUCCUCAUCACCCUGACGAGGUGCAGCGGAGUGUCCAUUACUGACCUGUACAAUCCCCUGCUGGAUGAGCCACAUGAGAGAGAAAACAUGAUAAACAAAUACAGCUUCAGGAACUCCUUGAGAAAUGUAAAGGACAUCGGAUUCCUUCAGGUGAAAGUGAUCAAGGCUUUAGACCUCAUGGCUGCAGAUUUAAAUGGGAAGAGUGAUCCGUUCUGUGUGCUGGAGUUGGGAAAUGACAGACUGCAGACUCAUACCAUCUACAAAACGCUUUACCCAGAAUGGAAUAAAGUCUUUACAUUUCCAGUCAAAGACAUCCAUGAUGUUUUGGAAGUCACAGUUUUUGAUGAAGAUGGAGACAAGGCUCCAGAUUUCCUGGGGAAAGUGGCCAUUCCAUUACUCUCAAUACAUAACAAUCAUCUGAUUUCUUGCCCAUUGAAGAAAGAGGACUUAGGAGGAUUAUCCAAAGGAACUAUAUUGUUAGAGCUUGAGCUCAUCUACAAUCCAAUCAAAGCAAGCAUGAGGACUUUCAACCCAAAGGAGAGGAAAUUCCUGGAAGACAAUCCUAAGUUUUCCAAAAAGGUUCUGGCAAGAAAUGUUUAUCGUGUGCGGAACAUCUAUAGAACAGUGUCCCAAAUCAUGCAAUAUAUAAAGAGCUGCUUCCAGUGGGAGAGUGUCCAGCGGAGUAUCUUUGCAUUUGUGGUCUUUUUGCUUACAGUGUGGUACUGGGAGUUCUACAUGCUGCCUCUGUUCUUGGUCGUACUGCUCAUUUGGAACUAUACUCAGGUCGCCUCUGAGCGGGGAGGCCAAGAAACAGACAGUAUGGACAGUGAAGAUGAGGAUGAAGAUGAGCGGGAAUCUGAGAGAAGAGGUUUGAUAGAGAAGAUCCACAUGGUCCAGGACAUUGUUGUCACUGUCCAGAACUUGUUAGAGGAAAUCGCAUGCUUUGUUGAGAGAAUAAAAAACAUGUUUAAUUGGUCAGUGCCGUUCUUAUCAAACCUGGCAUUCCUGGUUCUCAUGGUUGUCACAGUGAUCACAUACUUCAUCCCUCUGCGCUACAUUAUUCUGCUUUGGGGUAUAAACAAAUUCACGAAGAAACUGCGGAAUCCAUAUGCUAUUGAUAACAAUGAAGUGAUGGAUUUCCUCUCCAGGGUGCCUUCAGAUGUCCAAAAGGAGCAGUAUAUGGAGCAUAAACCUGUCCACAUUCACAGUCCUCACAGAAGAAAGAAAGCUGUUCAAUAGCUCCACGUGAGCUCAUCUUCAAAAACUCUGUUAGUAUAAUAUGACACUAAACAUCCUCUGAAUUCUUCCUGCUUGUUUAAUUUAAUGUGUAUAUUUGCCAACAUUUUUAUUUUAAGACUGUUUUAAUGAUUUGUUCAUUUAAAAAUUAGUUUAUUAUUUUGAUGUGUUUAUUUUUCUGCGUGCUGUGCAAAGUUUUAAGUGACUUGAAAAUCAAACUUUACCCCUACUGAUUUUAGGGGUUUAGUACCAAAAAAACUACUACUAACGCUAAGAAGGAUUUUUUUAACUAAUCUAAGCAGAGUGGGCAUGUGGUCUUUUUUAUUUAGAUCACAGUGUAUUGUAUAUGCAGUGGAUACGCCACAAGCAAGCCGAGAGGGUGUCAGGGGAAACAGAACAGUGCUCCUAGAUGCUAUUGGCUACAUUCAGUACAGCAUAGCCAUGCCUGCAUUGUACACUGAUAAUUAAAGACUCAACAAACUAAUUCCUGAGUUCCUGAUAAGCGAGUGCAAUAUGUUGGAAUACCUAAUGUCUAUUGGAUCAGGAUGUAUUUUGUGGUAUAGCAGUACAUGUGUAUAAAGUUUUUGUAUAAAUAUCACAGUAAGCCUUACUGGUGGUUUUUAAACUAUUCUUCAAUGAUAAACAUAAGUUAUAAGAAAUGUACACGUUAAAUGUUAAUAUAUAUUUUUGUAUGUUUAAGCCUUUAUAAUGAUCAUGUGUCAUUAUGAUUGUAAAAUGAAAUAUUUCAGAUCUAUAAGUAACUUUCUAUAAGCCAAAGUGCCUGUGUAUGAUGUAUAAUUGUAAAUGACACUGAUUAUGACAAUUUUAAGCUGCACUUUCCAAAAAAUACAGCAAAACCUGUUACGGAGUUGUGUUGGAUAUUUUUUAAGAUAUUGACCAUUUUAUUCUGUUUACCGUUAACUGAUUUUUUUAUUUCACAUUUUUGAGUUAUUUGCCUCAUUUGAAACAAAAUACACAACACUUUACAGCUUUAUUUAGAUUUCUUAUCUAGUUCUAUAUGGAAUUAAUGCACACACGGCAUCUUAAAGAGAAGUUCACAACAUUUGAUUUGCUGUUUGUUGUAUAGUGGUACAGAACACAAUAAACUCAGUCAAACUGCAAA
Messenger RNA from Silurus meridionalis, 4075 nucleotides. RefSeq names its product multiple C2 domains, transmembrane 2b (gene mctp2b). Bases 400 to 2955 code for a protein of 851 amino acids. Gene Ontology annotation, biological process: regulation of neurotransmitter secretion. Lineage: Eukaryota; Metazoa; Chordata; Actinopteri; Siluriformes; Siluridae. Gene Ontology annotation, molecular function: calcium ion binding. The transcript has 23 exons. The record is from RefSeq and is a predicted model, not a curated record. Gene Ontology annotation, cellular component: synaptic vesicle membrane.